This is a messenger RNA of Dracunculus medinensis (Guinea worm), 273 nucleotides long. NCBI's taxonomy places the organism in Eukaryota, Metazoa, Nematoda, Chromadorea, Rhabditida, Dracunculidae. The record is from the annotation of a GenBank genome assembly.
AUGGAAGUAAGGAAAUGCGCAAGUGAAAACGAGGCAAAAAGCCGGAAAAUAAUGCGAUUUCCUUUUCAUCGCGGCGGUGAGCGUUUGCGAUCGAUGUUGGAGUAUUUCGAAACGAUAGCAUCUCAUGUAAAAACUGCUAUUAAAAUAGUUCGUAAAAUUGUACGAAUGUAUGUGCGUGAAGUUUCACGGUCGUCGCGUUCACAAGCAUCAUUGUCGUCAUCGUCGUUGUCGCCGUCGUCGUCACCUUUGAAUCAAAUCGAAUCCGAUUUUUGA